Hyaloscypha bicolor E is the source of this 759-nucleotide messenger RNA. RefSeq lists its product as uncharacterized. The record is from RefSeq and is a predicted model, not a curated record. Lineage: Eukaryota; Fungi; Ascomycota; Leotiomycetes; Helotiales; Hyaloscyphaceae. The transcript has 2 exons. The coding region runs from base 1 to 759 and encodes 252 amino acids.
AUGGAGGCCUCCGAAGAAUCGAAUUUCCAAAUCUUCCGAGAUUGCCUCUCAACUCCCCUGAUCGAGAAAUCUGCUGAGCAGCCAGUGAAGAGUGCUCGAAAAGCUCGAGGAAGAAAGACAGCUAUCAAACCUAUAAAACAUGAGAUUGAAGAACCCAACGAUACUGAGGAGCUUGCAGAAUUCAUCGACUAUCUCGCCCACGAAAUCUUCACCAACCUCCCCACCUCUCUCUGCACACUCUCAUACUCCACCUGGCUCAACACACACUCUCUACAAUCACUGUAUAGUGAGACUCUCCCUCCGGCACGAAUGGCCAGCAUCCUCGACCCUCUCCCACCAACAAUCACCGACUCUCUCCUAACAUACUCCUUCCUCGCACCUCAUCAAACAACCAACGAAUUCCUCACCCCAAUUCUAACAACCUACCUCAGCACCGUACUCACGCCCCCACCGCCUCCCUCUCAACAACGCCCCUUCGUCACCGAAUGUGAGAUCUGCCAACGCAGCUGGAUACCUCUUACCUUCCACCAUCUAAUACCCAAGGGCGUGCAUGAGAAGGCCUUGAAAAGGGGAUGGCAUACUGAGGAUCAGUUGAAUAAUGUGGCGUGGUUGUGUAGGGCCUGUCAUAGUUUUGUGCAUAGAGUGACGAGUCUGGAAGAUUUGGCAAAGCAGUGGUAUACUGUUGAGAGGUUGAUGGAGAGGGAGGAUGUUAGGAGGUUUGGGGAGUGGGUCGGGAGGGUUAGGUGGAAGGCUACGUAG